This is a messenger RNA of Linum trigynum, 1542 nucleotides long. The record is from the annotation of a GenBank genome assembly. NCBI's taxonomy places the organism in Eukaryota, Viridiplantae, Streptophyta, Magnoliopsida, Malpighiales, Linaceae.
AUGGGUAUGGCAUCUGUUAAUACUGCCAGUGAAGGUAUGCAACUUUGCAUAUUUGAUUUGAGAAGAGGACAACAGGAAGGGCAGGAGCUCGACAAGAUUUUAUUUUUCUUUCCUGCGGAUUUGCCUUUUGCAACCCAGCUUUCUGUGAUAGGACUCAGCGAAGGGCUCAUAACUUUUACAAGGAUAUUCUCUCCAGAUGCGGCUUGUGAGGUGAUAGAAGCAGAGAGGCACUCCCAUGUCUUUUUUGAAGCUGAAUCGGACAUCUGGAUGGUGAUGGUAGUGGAGAAAAGUAAGGAAUCAAAAGCAGCAUGUCAGGUUGAUGCAUUACGAAAGGUUCUCAAAGAAGUUCACUCUCUUUUUGUAUUGUUCCAUGGAACAAUGAGAUCGAUGCUUGAGAAGGAAACUAGUGGAGGCUUAAUCCGAUCUCAUUUAUAUCCUUUCAUCACGGAUUAUCUUAGUGAUUUUCUAAUUGGGAAGAAGCUCCAACUACCAUCAUUUCAUGACUGUUUAAUGGAGCGUGGAACUGUUCAAAUGCUUACUGUUGGAAGGGAAGCUGCAAUUGAAGUCCAGUCCCUUGUCAAGGUACUAGAAUGUUCUGCUGGGACUACAUCUUGCUACUCUCUGGUUUUGUUCCAGGACCUCCUUGUCUCAACCACACUUUCUCCCGAUGACACCAUAAGUUUGUUUACUUAUGCUGUUCUAAGGUUGACUCCCCACGCUUUGUCAUCCGGAGCAACUUCCUGGUCUUAUUUACAAAGAACUAAUGCAGGAUCUCAAGUUCCCGCGUUGUCUACUAUUACCAACUCUGGGUCUGUUUCAGAUAACAUAUAUCGCUCACGUGAUACUUCGCUGGACCAAGACAACAAUUGUCAAGUAAAAAGACCAUUACAUCAUAAUAGGUGGUUUAGGGGAAACGAUGGUUUUCUUGCUUCUGAUAUUUGGGGAGCUGAUAAUGGUAGUCAAACUUCUGUCACCCCAAUAGUUUACCUCCAGCUGACUGAGGAAAGGAUGUACCUGUGUGCCUAUCAAUAUAAAAGCCUGACCAUAAUCCUUCUGGUUCCUGUUUCCUCCAUUCUCAACGGCGAGCAAGGACUUUCACUCGUGAAGCAGCAAGUCUUUGAAAAUGCUUCACUUAAAAUGUUGAGGGUCGAGGAGAAAUUAUCAAAGGGAUGGGGUGGAGAAAAUGCUUAUCAUGUUAGUGGCUACCGUUACUUACUGGUUGAUGAUGAAAGAGUAUCCAGGGCUUCUCCUCCAGCAAAGGUCAUGACUCUAGCCAAGGAUUCUUUGCUUGCCAUGAGCAAGCUGAGAGAAGAGGUGAAUUUGGAGAAGAGAGCAAAAUGCAGCAGCAGUGAGGUAAAUUGUGACAAAGAAUUGGAAAUAUGUGUAAGAGCCAAAAAUGGUGCCUGGGUUAUAGCACGGACAUCAAGAGGGAAGGAGCUUUAUAUGGUUCUCGAAAAAGCCAGCGAAAUGCUUCUGUAUGCCUCUGAUGCUGUGGAGAAGUUCAGCAACAGGUACUGCAGUGGGGUAUUUUCUUUAGAUUAA